GAGGGAUGAGAGAAGAAACAGUGAUCCAAAGAGACAUCAUACAUGUGAAUUCGCAAAGCUGCUCUGUUUGUUUGUCGUCGAGGGACAUUUGGACCUGCAGAGGCAGAUUGAACUGAAGACAGAGCGGCUUUAUUGUCCCUGAAUCCACAGACUCAGGCUCCAGCAGCCUCCCUCCACUCCAGUCAGGCCAGUGAAGUGCUACCUCCAACCCAGCAGAGAUGGCUCCCACGCUGGCCACGUCUUUCUCCCGCCGCUGGUGGAUGGCGGUGACUGCGGUCAUUGAGAAUUUGCUUUUCUCAGCUGUGCUGCUGGGCUGGGCAUCCCUGCUCAUCAUGCUCAAGUCUGAAGGCUUCUACUCCUACCUGUGCAAAGGACCUGGAAACAGCUCCAACCUCACCUUCUCCAACACGUCAACCUCUGAGCUGUCUGAAGCUGAGGAGUACCUCGAGAUGAAUGGCUGGCCCAUCUGCAAGGACCAGGACGAGAUGCUGAACCUUGCCUUCACUGUGGGCUCCUUCCUCUUGUCCGCCAUCACACUGCCCAUGGGCAUCGUCAUGGACAAAUACGGGCCGCGGAAGCUGCGACUUCUGGGCAGUGCCUGCUUUGGCUUCUCCUGCCUCCUCAUCGCCUAUGGAGCCAACGAUCCCAACAAUCUGUCCAUCCUGAUCUUCUUUGCUUUGGCGCUCAAUGGGUUUGGAGGCAUGUGCAUGACCUUCACCUCUCUGACGCUGCCCAACAUGUUUGGAGACCUGAGGUCGACCUUCAUUGCCCUGAUGAUUGGAUCCUACGCCUCCUCUGCUGUCACUUUCCCCGGCAUCAAGGUGAUUUAUGAUCUGGGUGUCGCCUUCAUCACCAUCCUGCUGGUUUGGGCUGGCUGCGCCUGCCUCGUCUUCCUCAACUGCUUCGUCAACUGGCCUCUGGAGCCCUUCCCUGGCCCAGAGGACAUGGACUUCACGGUGAAGAUCAAGUUCAGCUGGCUGGGCUUUGACCACAAGAUCACAGGGAAGCAGUUUUAUCGGCAGGUGACCACCGUGGGGCGGCGUCUCAGUGUUGGCAACUCCAUAAAGCAGCAACACCAGCCGCCCAAAGACCUGGCUUCACAGGAGGCCAACAAGCUGUGCCUGUCCACCGUUGACCUGGAGGUGAAGUGCAAGGCCAAGGAGGAGACUCAGUCCUUCAUGAAGAGUAUCUUCAGUCCCAUUUUCCUGCUGAGUCUUGUCACCAUGUGUGUGACCCAACUGCGCCUCAUCUUCUAUAUGGGGGCCAUGAACACCAUCCUGGAGUCACUGACAAACAGAGACCUCAGUACAGUGAGUGUCUACGCGUCCAUCUUCGGCGUGCUCCAGCUUUUGUGUCUGAUCACCUCUCCUGUGAUUGGCUACGUCAUGGACUGGAAACUCAAAGACUGCGAGGAUGAGAACGAAAAGUGCACCAAAAGAGAGCCCGGUCAGCCCCGUCGCCCUGACAAAACAAUUCAGAAGAUCAUCAAUGCCACUAGAGCCUUCAUCUUCACCAACCUCCUCCUGGUUGGCUUUGGAAUAACCUGCCUCAUCCCCAGCCUGCCCCUUCAGAUUCUAUCCUUCAUCCUGCACACUAUUGUCAGAGGUUUCAUCCACUCUGCAGUCGGAGGCCUCUAUGCUGCUGUGUACCCAUCCUCCCAGUUUGGCAGCCUGACGGGCAUGCAGUCUCUGAUCAGUGCUCUGUUCGCCCUGCUCCAGCAGCCUCUCUUCAUGGCCAUGAUGGGACCCCUGGACAAAGACCCUCUAUGGGUGAAUGUGGGCCUGUUGGUGCUGAGCAUGCUAGGAUUUUGCCUGCCCUUGUACCUGCUGUGCCACAGCCGCCACCUCCAGCGCCUCAGAGACGAGCAGGACGAGGAUCCCAAGAUUUACGUCAAGAUCAACAAUGGCAGCAAGCCCGAGGCCUUUGUCUAGACAACGAGGAAGAGUUCUCAAAAACUGAAGAGGACAAGCCAAACUAAAGAGAGAGAGAAGAAGAGCGGGGAAGGGAUAAAUUCAUUCACCCUGUCUUCCCUGUUGCUGCGGCGCCUCUCUCAGUUCGUCUGCACUCACAGAUGACUCACAAAUCCCUUACAUUCCCCACACACACAUUUUCACACACCAUUAUACAGUACUGCCAAUCAUAUUUGGUCAAACAUGACUGCACAGUGCACAUCACUGUGACACCCAGUUUCAUCUUCCUUGUUGCUAUACACUGUGAGAAACCUGGCACACACACACAUCUUUUCUAGCCACUUGGAGGCUGAACUGGGGAGAAAAUAGACUAAUGGGAGAAAGAAGCAGUGACAGACUCAUUAUAACUCCCCAAAUGACUCCUCUUCACAUCUUUUCCUCACUCUUGCCAAUUUUGAUUUAUGUGCCGUUAUGUCUUUCACUGUUGGUCGACUGGUUCAACCUCUGUCUGUCUGUCCUCCCACUUAAAAAAAAAUGUAAAAGAAGAAGAUGCCAGCCAAUGGAAAGCCACAGUGAGGAGAUAUCAGAGUGACAGUAUUGUGCUUUUGAGCCACCUCACGUAAAAACUGGUGCGUUAUGAACAUGAACAUGCCAGUAACCAUCAUGACCUUUGCUUUCCGACUGGUCCAGGUUUGUCUGUGGUUCUCUGAUGCAUGAUUCGCCCAGUAAAUCUUUCUCAGACAGCGCAGUUUUUAACGGAGCUGCCUGUCGUCUGUUUAAUUUGAGGAAGUCCUAAAGUGGCACCCUAAGUCAUGGCAUCUCUGCUCCCUCCUGUGCUCGAGGGCAUUAAGAUGAAUAAGGCUCUACAGACACCAGUAUUGGUAGCAGCUCAGUGGAUCAAAAUACACAGUUUGAGUGAUAUGAUGGCUUUAAAGUUGGUCAAGAAAACACUGCAGUGAGAAACUGGUUUUUAGCAUUAGAUAAACUACACUGCAUGCCAGAGACACUGCUGGUUUUAUGUUAUAUAACUUUUUCACUAGUGCAGGAAGACACACUCAACUUGCCAUGUCGGUCCUUUCAUGUGUUUGUAUCACUGGACUGUAUCACAUUUUGAAUAUUUGUUGUUUUUCUCCAAUGUAUUUACUUGCAAUAUGAUUGCAGAUGUGUUGUUAAAAUCUUUGUUCCUUAUAUAUGAUGGGACAAUGUGGAGAAAGAAAUGUGUUUAGAGUAGGUAGACGGGACAAAGAUGACGUAAUGUGUUUGUAAAGGUUGGAGUGGUGUAGAGGUUAUUCUACCUGCUACACACAUGAAAUUGAAAGUCUUGAUUCAUUGUAGCAAUAAGUGCUUCUGUGAGGUGCUGGGCAACAUGUAGACAUACAAUCACACACUGAGGCAAAAGUGUUUAUUUUAUGGACUGUAUUUCUAAAUCAAAAAAAGGUGCUAAUUGAAUCACAGAAAUGUGUUUGCAUUUUGCUUUAGGGGGGAAUUGAGGUCACUUUACCACAAAGGCAACAAUUUGCCAUCAAAUUUCAAGAGCUAAACAAACGUUGUAAUUUUUGACACAGAGGAUUCCAAAGAACCAAUCGAGUUUACUAAUGUUUAUCACUACUCUGGUCUUGGUUUCCAAUCAGUUUUGUGGUAAUUCUGCACUGUAACACAAAGUGCAACCACAGCAGCAGCUCUGGGAAACUUGAACUCACCUCUUACAGACACAAAGGGAGACUUAACACACUUGAAGGCUAGCAAGCUGAUAAAGACACAUCACUCCAGCUUCUCAUAAAAACUGGAAUGUGAUGAGACUCAAUGCAGCCAAUAGAGUCUUUGUCUGUGAGAGAAAAGCCCAGAACAGAAGCACGGGGCAUGUGGAGAAGGAGAUAGAUAGAUAAUAAUCACUUGUUGGAUUCAGUCUACUGACUUCAAAUGCCAUACGGUGAAGCUCCUCAGAUAUUUUCUGCCUGGCAGUAACUCACAGAGGCACUUCCAAAGACAGCCAUGAUCCUCAGAGUGCCUCUCUAUGUGUACAGAUGAUGGGAGGAGUUGAUCUAGGCAGGAUGUGGCACACCCAGGCCCUCUCUCCCUUCAUCUAUCUAUCCAUCCAUCCAUUGCUUUCAUCCGCUCAUUCAUCCGCAAAUAUGUCUUGAAAUGAUCACCAGUGACAGGCUACAGAGCUGAGAGACAAGUGUCUGCUGCCAUCAGAUGCUCCCAAUGAAUGACUAAGUGAGAAGUGAAUGGCACAUGAUGCACUUUAGACCUCUAAAAUGGACCUCAGUUGUGUAUUUCUGAAUAGCCUGCCCCCACUGUAUCGUACACACAGUGCAUGGCUGCUUACUAGUGGUGCAUGAUGCAAAGAAUGUAUACUCCGAGCUUCAGAUGUAGAUUUGUAAUUCAGAACAUGGGAACGGAAAGAUGCUGUUAUUUUUUUAUAUUCACAGAAAAGAAACUAUUGCUUCACAUGUUCAUUAUAUCGCCUUUUAUGUGCAUGGACAGUGUGGCAGACGCUUGUCUCUCAGUUCAGCAUGGACAUAACCAAUCAGAGCUGUAUUCUGUAUUCAUCCUUAUUAAACUGCAUGAGUUUGUUACCUAUAAAGGUGCAAAGACAAAUGUAUGGAGUGAAAUGAGUGCCGUAAUUAUUUAAACGUGUUAUGUGAGAGUGACAUGUGUGAGCUUUAGUGAAGUGGAAAAACAAAUUGUUCACUUGUAUUUAAAAGUUUUUGCAUAAGCAAAAUACGUUCACAAACAAAUUGAAUGUUGUUAAUGCAAGCCUGGUGGACAGUUGUGUAGAAAAAUGAAAUCAUGCAGAACAAAGUAAUGAAUUUUCGCACAAUAUCUAUCACCAGUACGUUUUUUGAAUAUGUCAAUAUCCCGACCAAGGUCAAUGAACAAAAAGUGGAUCCUUUUCAAUAACCUUACUGUGCAGGAAUUCAUUACAUUCUUUUGCAUUUUUAUGCACUAAUUUAUGUUUUUUGCCCAGACCCUCAUUUCUAGAGAGAAGUGAUGAAAGACGAAUCAGAUUUUUUAAAAUUCAUCAAUUUUCAUUUGUUCUUUGUAGAUACAAACCUACAUUUGAUGAAAAAAGGAGGAAAAGUGUGUCCCUAAACACCAAUUUUGUACUUCAGAUACAAUAUUGUAGAUUUGUGCUCUGAAACAUACAAAUGUGAAUUUAUUUGCUGUGAACAAAUCUUCAAUUAGUGUACUUUUUUUUUCAUGUCACAAAACCGUAUCCACGGGUGUCAAUCUUAAAACACAUGUAAGAAAUUACGGCAUUAAUUUGAUUCCAUAGAGUGUGUCUAUUAGCAAACUGGUGUGACCUGUAACUGACGUCCAUGUGGCUUGGCAUGCUGUUAAGAUGAGAGAUAAAGGGCAGGUACAGAUAUAGUCUGAUGCAGUACUUUCCUCCAGCGCUAUGAAUGUGGGUGAUGAUGGACGUUGAUUUUUCAUUUGCCUGGAAACCCUUCUUGAGAUAAGUGAUGAGUUACCAGGUAAAAACUUCAUUCCCUCAAAAUAGGGAAACUAUCAGCACUUUCCUUCACUGCCGUACCUUAAACGACUCACUCUGUCCUUGACACCAUCACCUUCCCGGUCUGAUAUGAUUCACCCCAACCUCCCUAGGAUAACGUUUCUGCAGUAGUUUGGUUUAUUGAUUGAUGUAUUGAUGAAUUGUUUAUCAUCUGAAGAUGAAUCCUAGUGUCCACUUUUGCUCACGGGUGUUUUUAUGGCUGCUUGUGAUGAUAGGAAACGGGGAUUUCAGCUGGAACACCGACGCCUUGUUUCCCUCCCCUUAGCAUGAACCUUUUGUGUAUUUUUCUACCUACCAUAGUUUUGUUGUCUUUUAUUUAGCUUUUUUUUUCUUCUGAUGUUUACAAAGAUUUGUAUUUUCAUGUUCUUAUAUUGUAUAUUUGGUUUUCUCUUGUCUUGUACCACAGUAUAGCCAUUGUCAUUGACGUUUCAAGUCAUGUUUCAACUGAAAGACAAAACGACAGAUCAAUAUAUGAAGCAAAAUAAAGACAAUAAUUUGUAUAAA
This is a messenger RNA of Thunnus maccoyii (southern bluefin tuna), 5931 nucleotides long. RefSeq names its product large neutral amino acids transporter small subunit 4-like. The record is from RefSeq and is a predicted model, not a curated record. The transcript is spliced from 14 exons. Gene Ontology annotation, biological process: transmembrane transport; neutral amino acid transport. NCBI's taxonomy places the organism in Eukaryota, Metazoa, Chordata, Actinopteri, Scombriformes, Scombridae. The coding region runs from base 219 to 1931 and encodes 570 amino acids. Gene Ontology annotation, molecular function: L-amino acid transmembrane transporter activity; neutral L-amino acid transmembrane transporter activity.